AGUCCACCACUUACCGUCCCAGUUAGGAGGGUAGUGCUAACCGUGUGUAGGCCUACACAUCUGGGUAUUGAUUGUUCUGAGGCCGUGGCUUAUUAUUGUAUUGAUUGAGAUGUUGAACUGACUGCUGUACCAUGCUGAUUAACUGUUGUUCAUCUUGAUUACUCCCUCAUGGCACAUGUUGUAUGCCCUGCAUUCAUUGUUGAUUGAUCCCUUAUCCCUAUCCUGAUAAAUAUAUAUAUAUAUAUGUAUGUAUGCAUAAAUAUCUAUGGGGAGAGAGAGAGAGAGGACCCCUUGUGGGGGGAGGCAAAGUAGCAAGAAGGUGCGAGGAAAUUUCACAGAAUUAUUGUGUAUUCAAGUUCAGAUGUCACGAAAAGGAUUGGCAGAAAACUGGUGGUUGUGGUCCCAUUUUGCUUUGCUUUUUCACUUCAGAGUUCACGAUGAUCUAUAGUCUCUACCCGAUCAUUCUGAUUAUAAAUAAAAGAGGUAGACUUUGAUUGAUCUCCAGUUUUCUCCAACAGAUCCAUUCUUUCUGUUCCCUCUGUUCAAUGACUACUACAAGAGGCAAAAAGCCCGCCUCCUCCUCCUCCCCUUACGCUUCUCGAUGCAGCGGCAACUAUCACGUGUUCUUGAGCUUCAGAGGCGAGGACACUCGCUGGACCUUCGCCGACCACCUCUACACGGCUCUUACGAACGCCGGAUUUCGCACCUUCAGAGACGAUGAUGAAAUCCAAAGAGGAGAAAACAUCCAGGUUGAGCUACGGAGGGCAAUCGAAGAGUCGAGGGUUUCAAUUGUUGUCCUCUCCAGAACCUACGCGUCUUCGAGCUGGUGCCUCGAUGAGCUUGCAAUGAUCCUCGGAAGACGACGGAGGGGGGACUCUGCCCACCUGGUUCUGCCAGUGUUCUACGGCGUGGAUCCGUGGGAGGUCAGGAAACAAAAGGGAGUUUAUGCGGAGGCACUUGCGAGGCAUGAAGAGCGAUUCAAGUUCGAGGUGGGAGAGGGUGAAGCAGCAAAGGAGUGGAAGGAGAAAUUGAAGGGGUGGAGGGAAGCGCUGGAGGAAGUUGCUGGUUUAGCAGGAAUGCCUUUACCAGAUGGAGGGUACGAGGCAAAGUUUAUCCAAAAAAUUGUGGAGGAGGUUGAAGACAAGCUAGGGCAGCCAAGAGUCUUGAAUGUUGCAACUUAUCCCAUUGGACUAGAUUCCCGCGCCAAAAGCAUUAAUUUGUGGAUACAAGAUGGAGGGGUUGAUGCCGGAAUUAUUGCCAUUUGUGGGAUGGGUGGAAUUGGCAAGACAACCAUUGCUAAAUUUGUGUACAAUUCAAACUUCUCAAAAUUUGAAGGUUGCUGCUUCCUAGCAAAUAUAAGAGAAAAGGUUUUAAUUGAUUUACAAAAGCAACUUCUUUCAGAUAUUCUGAUCCAAAGAGAGGUAAAAAUACGCAACAUUGAUGAAGGGAUUGCUAUGAUUAAAGAAGCACUUGGUUUUAAAAGAGUUCUUAUAGUUCUUGAUGAUGUGGAUACACGAGAACAAUUAGAUGCAGUUCUAGAAAAUAUGGAUUGGCUUUCUCCAGGUAGUAAAUUGAUCAUAACUACUAGACAUGAGCAAUUACUAAGAGCUCAUGAGUGUUGGAAAGUAUACAAGGUGAAGAAGUUGGAUCACGACGAAUCCCUACAGCUUUUCAGUUGGUAUGCCUUUGGACAAAGCUAUCCUAUUGAUGGUUAUUUGGUAGACUCAAAAACAGCAGUAGAUCAUUGCAGCGGGCUUCCAUUAGCUGUUAAAAUUUUGGGUCGUUCCCUGUUUGGCACAAGUUUAGAUGAGUGGAAAAGUCAACUACAAAAAUUGAUGGCAAUUCCUAACUAUGAAAUCCUUGAAAAACUCAAACUAAGUUACGAUUCUUUAAAAAAUGACCAUGACGAAAAUUUAUUUCUUGAUAUUGCUUGUUUCUUUGUUGGAGGGGACAUAGACACCACAAUUACAAUCCUAAAGGGCUGUUAUGAUUUCGCAUUGGCUGGGAUUCGAAAUCUUAUUGACAGAAAUAUGUUAACCAUUGAACGUAACAAGUUGGUGAUGCAUCAAUUGAUUCAGGAAAUGGGAAGGGAAAUUAUCCGGCAAAAAUCACCCGAAGAGUUAGGAGAACACAGCAGGCUCUGGAAUCACAAGGAUUCCUUGAGUGUCUUGAAGGGAAAAACUGGCACAAGAAAAAUCAGAGGCCUUGUUCUUGAGAUGCAUUUCUUGAAGGAAGAUGAGUCUGAGUGGAAUAACUUUGGGCCCAACAACUGCUCUAAAAAGCGGAAGAGGUUUCCCUUUAGUAUCUUCUCUGGUUUUCCUAUGGGCAUUACUACAAAAAAUUCAAAUGUAGUUUUUUUGGAAGGUGAUGCAUUUUCAGGGAUGUCCAAUCUACAACUUCUACAAAUUAGUCAUGUACAAUUAUUUGGGAACUAUGAAAAUUUCCCCAAAGGUUUGAGGUGGUUGCAUUGGUCUCAUUUCCCUUUACAAAUGAUACCCUAUGAUUUUCCUUUGGACAAGCUGGUUGCUCUUGAAAUGCCUUAUAGUUGCUUGAAAAAGGUUUUGAAUGGAGUGAAGUGCCUCGUAUUACUAAAAUUCCUUAAUCUAAGUCAUUCUCAUUAUCUUUUCGAGACUCCUGAUUUCUCAAGGUUGCCGAAUCUUGAGAGACUUAUACUUGAAAAUUGCACUAGGUUGGUUAAGGUUGAUGAAUCGAUUGGAUGCCUAGAAAGCCUUGUUUUCUUGAACUUGAGAAAUUGUCAAAGCUUGAGGGAGCUUCCACAAACCUUUUAUAAGCUAAAAUCUCUGGAAACACUUGAUCUUAGGGGUUGCUUUAAUCUUGGAAAUUUUUCAACAGAGCUGGGUAAUAUGAAUUCUUUGGCAGUGCUUCUACCAGAUGGAACUGCAAUAAAUCCAUUAUUCUCUAUCACUCGGAAGGUGAAAGCAUGGCUUUUGUCUGCAUGGCCUUGGCCACUAAAUCCAAGAAGUCGGCUAGAAUUUUCAUGGGUUUCUUUUCCACAGUCUUUGGUACGUUUAUAUCUUGCAAAUUGCAAUCUGUCUGAUGACAGUUUCCCUAGGGAUUUUAGCAACCUCUCCUCAUUGCAGAUGUUGGAUUUGAGCAAGAAUCAAAUUUGUAGCCUCCCAAAUUGCAUUAGGGAUCUUUUUGGGCUCAAGGAGCUAUGGUUAAUAUCAUGCCCAAGGCUUUUGACACUUGACGGGCUGCCUCAAAGUUUAAAUGAUGUGUUUCUUAAUGGCUGUGAAUUGUUGGAAAAAAUAAGCUUUGACUCAUCAGAUUUUAUCGGAAAAAGCAUACAUUUUUCUUAUUGCCCAAGGCUAGUUGAGAUUUCCGGCUUAUUCAAAGUAAAACCCUUAGAAAGUGAUGAUGCAGAGCUAAUUAACAAUUUUGGCUUUUGUGACUUCGAAGGCAUGGGAAAAUCAUAUAUAGAGUUUUCAUCAAUCUUUGCAUCACAUAAAACGUGGAUGUCUCCUCCCCUAGGAUUACACCAGCCUUGUACAUUUUGCACUUAUGUUCGUGGAAGCAAGAUGCCUAUCAAAUUCAAUCUUAAGAAUGUAGGAUCCUCAAUAUCUUUUACCAUACCUUCCGAUGCUAAUUUCAAAACUCAAGGGUUGUCUGUAUGUUCUGUUUAUGCAUUUCGCAACCCCGCGACUUCUGAUGCUUCAUCUAAUGAUGGUCGGUUUGGAGAACAGUACUUUUGCACAAUUAUUAGUAAUGUAACCAAGCAAGUGAAAUGGAGCUAUUGCCCAGAAUUUUAUGGCAUUCCAGGAGAUGAUGAGGACAUGAUGUGGUUAAGUUAUUGGAAGUUAGAAGAUCAGUUGGAAGGUGGCGAUGAAGUGAAUAUUUCAAUUACAAGCGAUCGUUAUCAAGUGAAGGAGGUUGGGUUUCACCUUGUGUACAAGGAGGCAGAAGAAAAGAAGAGCACACAAUCUCAUAGUUUGGAAGUUCCCCAACAAAUUCAUCCCUAUGUGAAUGUAGUUCCUAGUUUUUGUAACGGGGAUUGCGAGGACUGCAAGAAGUGUCUAGUGCCUACAGCUCCAGCAAGCACUAGAGUCAUUCUUCCUGCUGAUCGGCUUGAUUUCCCCUUGGCCAUGUGGAAAAUCGGCAUGGAUUGUGGAAAUUUCAUUUUCCCAAGUUUUGGUCUCUUUAUUGGCCGGCAUCUGAAGAGGGCAUCACGGUAAAAAAAUGUUUAGAGCUUGUUAAUUGUGAUGGGCCCACUAAAUAAAUCAUGAGGUUUUUUUUUUUUUAAUGCUAUUUCAUGCCCGUUUAGUUUAAGAUAUCCUACCAACCAAAUAAUGAGAAGUUGAAUUUUGAGAGGAAAGGAUGGGAGCAAGUGGGCCUCACUUGCAUGCUGCUGCUUGUGUAUAAUAAAGUUCUUUGUUUCUCUUU
This is a messenger RNA of Diospyros lotus (date-plum), 4401 nucleotides long. RefSeq names its product disease resistance protein RUN1-like. The record is from RefSeq and is a predicted model, not a curated record. The transcript has 5 exons. NCBI's taxonomy places the organism in Eukaryota, Viridiplantae, Streptophyta, Magnoliopsida, Ericales, Ebenaceae. Gene Ontology annotation, molecular function: ADP binding; protein binding. The coding region runs from base 546 to 4193 and encodes 1215 amino acids. Gene Ontology annotation, biological process: signal transduction; defense response.